Messenger RNA from Penicillium antarcticum, 3147 nucleotides. It is a transcript of the gene kin1, whose product is annotated as putative serine/threonine protein kinase Kin1. Bases 1 to 3147 code for a protein of 1048 amino acids. Lineage: Eukaryota; Fungi; Ascomycota; Eurotiomycetes; Eurotiales; Aspergillaceae. Gene Ontology annotation, molecular function: ATP binding; tau-protein kinase activity; protein serine/threonine kinase activity. Gene Ontology annotation, biological process: microtubule cytoskeleton organization; intracellular signal transduction; protein phosphorylation. Gene Ontology annotation, cellular component: cytoplasm. The record is from RefSeq and is a predicted model, not a curated record. The transcript is spliced from 3 exons.
AUGUCUGCUCCGACUUUUAAAGCACCGACAGUGGUUCGAAGCCAUUCAACCUCGUCUCGCCCAUCGCGAGCGCCGUCGGAUCUUCCCCAUCGGACACGGAGUGUGGCGGUCCGUCCAUCCAACGCAUCCCAGCCCCCUCCGCAAACCCAGUACACGCACUCGAAAACUGCCUCCCAUGACCGACGUCCUCCCUCGAAUCAUGCUGCACUAGAUAGUGUAGCGCGUCGCGAUUUUGAGGCUUCCAAUGUCGCGCGGAUGCCCUCUCGUCGGGAAGCGUCCUCAGACCAGUCUCAGGAACGCCCCUCCACUGCUCGCACCGAGACUACCCGAAGGCACCAGAGACAACCGUCGUCGCAACGUCAAAGAGAGAGUUUUGAUAUGUCGCCGGCUGCUGCUACUCAAGAGUUGGCGCAGGCUGCGACCGGAACAAAUGCCCCCGCAGCUGCCGCAGCGCCUCGGCGUCGGACCACGAUCACAACGCCGACGGGGCAAUGGGCUCUCGGUAAGACGAUCGGUGCAGGAAGUAUGGGAAAGGUCAAAUUAGCGAAAAACACCGAAACAGGAGAACAGGUUGCCGUCAAGAUCGUCCCACGACUCUCGACCGAGGAACAUCGCACUAGCCGCGAAACAGAAAGAGCCGAUCGCUCUAAGGAAAUUCGAACUGCUCGAGAGGCCGCGAUUGUCAGCCUGGUAAACCACCCAUACAUCUGCGGGAUGCGCGAUGUGGUUCGAACAUCAUAUCACUGGUAUAUGCUCUUUGAAUAUGUCAAUGGUGGCCAGAUGCUUGAUUACAUUAUUUCCCACGGCAAGUUGAAGGAGAAGCAGGCGCGCAAGUUCGCCCGCCAGAUCGCCAGCGCAUUGGAUUAUUGCCACCGCAACAGCAUUGUGCAUCGCGAUCUGAAGAUCGAGAACAUCCUGAUCAGCAAGACUGGUGAUAUUAAGAUUAUUGAUUUCGGUCUCAGCAACCUCUUCUCCCCGCGCAGUCUAUUGAAGACGUUCUGUGGCAGUCUGUAUUUCGCUGCCCCGGAGUUGCUCCAGGCUAGACAAUACACCGGCCCAGAGGUUGAUGUGUGGAGUUUUGGUAUCGUGCUUUAUGUCUUGGUUUGCGGAAAGGUGCCUUUCGACGAUCAAAGCAUGCCCCAGCUGCAUGCCAAAAUCAAGAAGGGUGUCGUGGAAUAUCCCCCAGGCCUCUCUACAGAAUGCCGUCACAUUAUCUCCCGCAUGCUGGUCACCGACCCGAAGCAACGUGCCAGCUUGGCUGAAAUCAUGACCCAUCCCUGGAUGAACAAGGGUUUUAGCUCCCCUCCGGAAAACUACCUUCCGCAUCGUGAGCCUUUGCAGUUGCCCCUGGACCAAGAAGUUAUUGAGAAGAUGACUGGCUUCGAUUUCGGCCCUCCCGAAUAUAUUACAUCUCAGUUAACCAAGGUCUUGGAGUCGGAGGACUAUCAGCACGCUAUUAGACUCAAUUUCCGUGAACAACAACCCGCCCUCAAUCAGGCAGAGCGCAAGCGUGGAGUAUUCGAUUUCUACAAACGACGAAAUUCUGCAGCCAGUCGCGAUACCCUCUCCGCGCCUUCGGCUGAGGCGGUGCAGCUGGGAAAUGACCCGUUGAACGCUUACAGCCCCCUUAUCUCCACCUACCAUCUAGUCAAGGAGAAGCUUGACCGGGAGCGCACUGAGGCCCGGCCUGGAGCCCUUGGCCUUCGUCAGACUCCUGGUGAGGUCCAAGUGCCUGACUUACAGGCCCCGGAGGCCGCCCACACAAACCAGUACCAGUUGCCCGGAGACAAGGAUACAGGAAGACGAUCCCGCCCUCGGGCUCGCACCCAUGGCGAGGACGAGGUGUCAGAGGGAAUGAAGAGUCUUCAUGCCUCCUCUCCAUCAGCACACGCCGUCCAAAUAUCGCAACACGACACACCGGCAAAGAAGGAAAGCACCGCUGCUGGUCUCUUGAGACGCUUCAGUACUCGCAGAACCAAAGACCGCAGCCGUGAUGUUGAACGCGAACGUACAAGCACACCCAAUACUCCCACUUUCAACGUCCAACCGCCGGCCGACUCGGCGUCUCCAAUCAAUCGUGGCUUCAGCGUCCGCAGAACCCGGCGGGCUGAGCCUUCCCCGGGUGCUGUUUCUUCGAAUAGCAGCCAACCGCAGCAAGAUCUUCUGACGGCUCCCGGCUCGGCGGAUCGUACCGCCAGAUCCAACAAGUUCCUGGAAAGAUCCACCAGUGUUAAUUCGGCUGACUAUCGAGCUCGAAGGGCUGCACGGAGGAGCGAUGUCGAUGCAAUCGACGUUGCCGCUGAUCGCCAGCCACCCUCAACCAGUGGUUCUGAUCAGGUUGCUCCGAAUGGCCAGAAGGACGUUGUUGCUGGCGGGAGGACCGGUGGCCGCACACACACGGCCCGCACCAUGUCACUUGGCCACGCCCGACGAGAAAGCAUCCAGGCGCGUCGGGCUCGACGGGAAGCUACCCGUGAGGCCAAUGUCCCCGAGGAGACUGAUGCAGACAUCUCUGGCGCAGGUACCGCACUGGAAAGCGCCAACGAAGGCGAAGAUCUGUCCAAACCCGUGUAUCUCAAGGGUCUUUUCAGUGUUUCGACCACUAGCAGCAAGCCUUUGCCCCUCAUUCGGUCCGAUAUUAUUCGUGUCUUGAAACAGCUGGCCGUUGAAUAUGUCGAGAUCAAGGGCGGCUUCAGCUGCCGGCACGCCCCCAGCAUUGACCUCGACAAGGUGGUCGAUGUAGCCCCGCCUAGCCCAGACAGGCAGGGUCCAGUUUCUGGACACCGCCGGCGCAUCAGCUUCGGCGGACUGCUUGGUCAUGACGAGAGCCAAAACGACGCUACUCGUACAGGGUCCUCUAAACUUCGCCGCGCUCAAGCAGCCCCGGAUCGCAGCUUCACCACGAACUCGGACGCGUCGGAUGAAUAUGUUGCACGGGACAACCAGCACGCCGGCGAACGAGUCGUUGGCGAAACCACCACCCGUGUGCAGAGCGACACCGGAGAGAACCUCGUUCUCCGAUUCGAAAUUCUGAUCGUAAAAGUUCCUCUCUUCUCUUUGCAUGGUAUCCAAUUCAAGAAGGUUUCUGGUGGCAUGUGGCAGUACCGCGAGAUGGCGAAGAAGAUUCUCGAUGCAUUGCGACUGUAG